CUCAAAUGUAUUUUUAUUAUAAUUACAAUUAUCGUUACCAAUAUUAAAAACGUAAUAUUAAAGCUUAUAAUUAAAUAUAUAUUCUGAUGAUAAUAUAUUUGCGGAUAUGAUUUGCAUUUAUCAACACCAGAUGGCGGGAUUGAAAUUACUACUGCAACGAAAACCGCAUCAAGUAGACGGUAGCUGCGGGACUGGCUUCUAUAUCAGUAAUUCCUCCGCUCUGUUACCAUAACAAUAGCAGCUUAUCUGGCUCUAUGUAAUAUCAAAACAAUGUAGAACUGAACUUUACUUUCCUGUUGAUAUAUCUUCCCAGAAAUUACUGAAAACAUUACAUUUUUCGAGUCGUGUAUUGUGAUUAUAUGAAUCUCAAAUGGAGUCAGAGGUAGAAGAUAACGUUUGGAAAGCUCCAGACGGUUCCUUUACUAAAGUGGUUCUCAGCAAGGGAUUUGGAUUCUUCACCCCUCAAGACGGUUCCAUUUGUAAAGUUAAGGUGCUCGGCGACGAAAACAGCAUCGUGCAGCCGCUGGACGGCGAUGCGGUCAAGGACGUGAAGAUCGGAGAAGCCGAUUCUGCAGUGGAUAAGAUAUUGGAAGCUUGCGUGAAAACGAUGAAAGAGGAGGAAGUGUGCGAGUUGAUCAUCACCGGGAGCGUCGAGGAAGACGAAGACAUGAGCCCAACUUCCUACGACGGUAACAGAUCGCCCGUAGACGUUAAGAUGAAGGAGGUGGGUGAAGAAGGCGAUGCCGCAGUCGAGGACGAUGCCGAAGCGAAAGAAGAUUCGGAGGAAAAGGAAGAAUCUACGGUCGAAGGAGAAAAAGGAGAUGACGAUCGGGUUAAAGUAAAACUUCAGUUGUUGGUUUUUACUAGAGAACCCGAAAUAUGGGAAAUGAGUAUUACGGAAAAAUGGAGAAGGGCCUCUCACCACAAAGCUAAGGGAGUGGAGUUGUAUUCUGUGGGAAAGAUCAAGUGGGCCUUUAGGCGAUUUGGUCUGGCGUUACGCUACGUCGUCUCUCUGGAGCACGACAUCCCUCCCGAACACAACUGUGACGAACAGGGUAUGGAUAUUAAAGGUUUGAAAGUGUCCUGUUAUCUAAAUAUUGCAGCUUGCCAGUUGAAACACAAUAAUUAUAACAAUGCAGUGAUUAAUUGCACGAAAGCUCUAGAGCUCGAUCCAAACAAUCUCAAGGCAUUGUUUAGGAGAGGCGUCGCGCUGAUCCACAUCCAAGAAUACGAGAGGGCAAAGGAAGAUUUGGAUAAGGUGUCCGAAAUGGAGCCGGAACAUCCGGCGAUCACCAAACAACAACAGAAGUUAAAAGCUCGCGUACAAAAGUUGAAUGCUUAUUACGCCAACGCAAUGAAAAAAAUGUUUUCGUAAUUCCAACACGUUCGUUAAAUUUUUGUCCAUAUCUCUACGGAUUUAUAAACUUUUUGCCAUAUUCUAUAAUCGAUACGAGAUGUCAACUAAUGUGGAUAGUAAGGCAAUAUACAAAUACAAACUUCUGUCAUAUUUUUCUUUAUUAUACCAAAAUGCUAGUAUAAUACACACUUAUUUAACGAGUCACAUCUGAACGGCACCCCACAUUAAUCGACAUCUUGAAAGUGCCAUUAAUAACGAAUUGCUUUUUCAAUUUGUUUACACCAUAUUUUAUAAACUGAUUUAUGACACACACACACCAAAAAAAAGCAUUAAUUGUUGUAUAUAGAAAACAAUGUGAUAUUUGCAGAUGUUAUUUAUUUUCUGGCUUAUGGCUGCUUUGUUAAACAAUGAAUCGAAAAUAAUUCAAUCAAAAAUAUGAUGUGUUAUGCAAAUAAUUAAAGGUGCAUAUAAGCUGAAAAUUGCCAGAGACGUGUUAAAACGGCUGAAAAAUUUAACUCCUUUCGAAUUUUCGUCUAGUCUGUUGUAGAUUCUUCAUCAUCUUCACGAACAAAUUAUCAUAGUUAAUUGAACAAAUGUGUACAAUUUCUUAAUUUAACAUCAAUAAAAACACGUUAAAAUGUUUUUGUACAUUCUUUUUCUAUUUAAAAGCAAAAAAAUUAAUUAACUUAAAUUUCC
Centruroides sculpturatus (bark scorpion) is the source of this 2053-nucleotide messenger RNA. RefSeq names its product peptidyl-prolyl cis-trans isomerase FKBP62-like. Bases 371 to 1375 code for a protein of 334 amino acids. Gene Ontology annotation, molecular function: protein binding. The record is from RefSeq and is a predicted model, not a curated record. Lineage: Eukaryota; Metazoa; Arthropoda; Arachnida; Scorpiones; Buthidae. The transcript has a single exon.